AAUCUACCUGAAAACAUAGAAUAGGAACGUUACCUGAAAACGUAAAGUAAGAAACUGAAUUUUACGAUCAAUCACUGGUCAAUUUGAAACAGAACCAGUAUAGAUUAUAAGAAGUAGUUUGUGUUCGUAUUUAAAAAGUAUUUAAAAAAGUAUUUUUAAAGAUAAUCUAGGUUUACUUAUACCUUAUAUCGAUCGAUUAAAAUUCUACGAUAUCUGUUAUAUAAAUUACUUCUCAUUCAUUACGAUGUAAUAUCGUUUCCCUUAAUAUUAAACGAGAGGAGUUGCGCGCGAUCAUUGAUAUUCUGUGCACGUGAACAUUUCUAUGGAUACAAAUGUUCACAACAAAGCGCGAUUCAUUGGUAUAUCGUUUCAUUGUUUAGCGAGUUUUCUAAACAGAUUUUCCGAUAUGAUCGAUCUUUCUUCCAUUCGAAAAUUACAAUUGGCACGGUGUUCAUUUAGAUUAAUUCGAAAAAAGAAUUCUUUCAGCCCAAGAACGCUCAUCAGCGUAUUAAUAACGAUAUGACGAUCUAUUACGCUGCGCUAUACUACUACUGUACAUAGAAUGCGUAUGGGAAACGUUUAGACAGACAUACUAACGAUGCAUUUUGAUUGAACAUAACCGUUUGUGGUAAAGAUUAAAAAAAGGAUUCUCCAACAUGCACGGUUUACGAGCCGGACAUAACAUCGGCGAUCUUGGUAGCGGUCGAUGGUUGGAGGCGCUUUGGGAGCCAGCAACCCGAUUAUACACUUUACCAAAUGCGCUUGAUAUGCUAGAUGUAAGCGGCGACGGAGACGCUAGACUUGUCUGUGUCGAUCUAGGGACGCUCGGUGUCAAUUCGCCUAAAAUAAGAGUUUAUAAAGGAGGUGACCAGAUAACAGAACACAACAUGAUAGAUCCACCGUGUGGAGUGGUUGGAUUUUACACAGAAAACGGAGAACCUCGGUCGUCCGUACUGGCAGUGGGCGUUGGUUCCAGCGUCUACAUAUUCAAAAACAUGAGACCGUAUUUUAAGUACUGUUUGCCACACAUUGACGUACACCCGAAGGAACGGGAGAUUUGGCAUAAGGCUGGAAUGGACGAGGAAUUGAACGUGUUAACGUUAGCCGACGAACUGGAUUUAUUGUUAAAGGAACUCGGAGCGGGAUUUAUCUCACCGCGAACGCUAAAAUUCCUAUCCAUGGACCCGAAUUUGAGGUCUAGCUUCGCCGAACAAUACAGAAGAGUUCCAUUGAUUAAAAGUAAUGCUUUGACCGCGAUUUCUGUGAUUCGAAGGGACUCGUGGAACGAUCCAGCGAGUAGUUGUCUCGUGCUGGGCACGGAAUUCGGAGAAGUACUUAUUUUGGAUCCUCGAACAUUUUCUGUUAUGGAUAAACAUUUGUUGGAAUGGCCGCCGGUUGCUUUCGCGUGUACAGGUUUAUGGACCGGUGACGGGACUGUAGUAAUUGUUGGAAGAGAUGGUAAGAUAGGCGCGAUAAGAAGAGGAAGACCCGUGAAACUUUGGGAUAAAUUACCAUCGCCGGCUAUAGCCAUCUCAGCCCUUAAUAACGGAAGCGUCGCGGUUACCAUCAUGGAUAGCACUUUGAUCGGCUUCUCUAGGAAGGUAUGUAGAAUAUUUUUACUUCGGCCAUGUAUCUUUACUCGAAUCGUUACAAAUAAUAAUAAAUUAAUGAUAAUAAAGGGAAUUAAAAUUUGGCAUGUUCGUGUUCCGGGUGCGAUUUUGGAUUCGGUAAGUUUACCAGUUCCGCAAAUUGGCCUUUCGUUGCUCGCUGUGAGUACCGCUGGUUAUGGAAUCCGCGUGUACGACGGGAAACAUCACGUGGACACGUUAAAAAUCAUGGAGCCAGUUUCUGCGAUGAAGUACGGUAAAAUGGGUCAAGAAGAACGAACGAUGGCGAUGGUCACCGUGGGAGGUGGACUGUGUGUAAAAAUUCUAAAACGGACUGCGGACUUCAAUAUUCACAACGCGAUAUCCAAUUUACCGUCAACCGAUAGCACCAAAUUUUUAGUACCGAAGAAAACGCGAUUGUUCGUUGAGCAAACGAUACGAGAAAGGUCAGAAGCGAAGAAGAUUCAUUCUACUUUUCAGCAAGGUCUUCUUCGACUGAGAUUGAUGGUAGCCAAAAAAUUAGUCGAAUCUUUGAACGAUAGUCAAGUUGCGGGACCACAUCUGCUUACCAUGGAAGCUACCGUUUUGGGAUUGGGACCCAAUUAUCAGAUUCGUAUUUUAUUGACGAACAUAUCCGACGAAUUGUCCGAUACGGACCUGUACAUCGUUUGCAGAAGCGAAAACACGGAAGUGAAACCACGAGUGAUGGACGUACCUUUGUUACCGAACGCCAUUUCGAUUCCUAUGAUGAUCAAUGCGAUUUUGAAGAGUAACAUUUCCGGAAGGAUAGAGAUUUUGUUGUGUAAGAAAUCGAAAACGAAACCAGUAACUGUGACCACAGUAGUUUUGCCUGCUGCCGAGGAAGAUAUCGAAGUUUAAUAUCCUCUGGAAUGUAGAAGUCUAUGAAAAGAUAUUUUUUAUGUGCUUUGUAUAAAAAUGUUCAUAUAUUAUUAUAUAGUAUUAUAAUAUAUCGUCGUGUAAAUAUCGAUUGGAAAAUGUUGAAGAAAAUUUUGUAACUGUAUUAUAAAAAGCCAAGAAAAUGUUGCGCUAAGGAUA
Messenger RNA from Bombus terrestris (buff-tailed bumblebee), 2663 nucleotides. It is a transcript of the gene BBS1, whose product is annotated as Bardet-Biedl syndrome 1 protein homolog. Gene Ontology annotation, cellular component: centrosome; BBSome; axoneme. The transcript has 6 exons. The coding region runs from base 657 to 2486 and encodes 609 amino acids. Lineage: Eukaryota; Metazoa; Arthropoda; Insecta; Hymenoptera; Apidae. The record is from RefSeq and is a predicted model, not a curated record. Gene Ontology annotation, molecular function: patched binding; smoothened binding. Gene Ontology annotation, biological process: non-motile cilium assembly; protein localization to cilium.